Raphanus sativus (radish) is the source of this 2668-nucleotide messenger RNA. RefSeq names its product translocase of chloroplast 90, chloroplastic. The coding region runs from base 156 to 2525 and encodes 789 amino acids. NCBI's taxonomy places the organism in Eukaryota, Viridiplantae, Streptophyta, Magnoliopsida, Brassicales, Brassicaceae. Gene Ontology annotation, cellular component: chloroplast outer membrane. Gene Ontology annotation, molecular function: GTP binding. Gene Ontology annotation, biological process: protein targeting to chloroplast. The transcript is spliced from 3 exons. The record is from RefSeq and is a predicted model, not a curated record.
UUAUCACGAGGCGAAGAAGAAACAAAACAAAAAAAAAUCGAGGGGUGAGAGGAGGGGGCAUCUUCUUCGUUAUCCUAAAAUUUCCUAAAAACCUAACCUUUGUCUUACCUCGAUCCUAUCUAUCACCAACACUGUCGCCAACACAAAAAGGUAGAAUGAAAGGCUUCAUAGACUGGGUUUUCGAUCUAUCCAACUCCUUGGCCUCAUCAUCUAGACCUCUUUUGGGGACUCCCCCUUUCUCCCGACACAAUGAAGCACACCAUACCCACUCUCAAGCCCCUGCUUUACCAGAACCAGUGUCGCGCUCAGAAGCACCAUGUUCAACCAGCGGCGACUUAGAAGCUCAGCCUCCCAUCUCUCACCAGAAUAUUCCACUAGAAAGCUUGUACCAGUCAAGUACUGAUCUUAACGACAAGAAACAUAAUCCACUAGCAAAGAUUGGUGACCUCCAAGUACAGUUCUUACGCCUUGUUCAGAGGUUUGGGCAGUCGCAGAACAACAUUCUAGUCUCCAAGGUUCUAUACCGAGUACACCUUGCGAUGCUGAUACGAGCCGAGGAAUCAGAACUCAAAACAGUCAAACUUAAGCAAGACAGGGCCAAAGCUCUAGCGAGGGAGCAAGAAUCAUCCGGCGUACCGGAACUAGAUUUCUCACUUCGAAUCCUAGUCUUGGGGAAAACAGGUGUGGGCAAGAGUGCAACCAUAAACUCUAUCUUCGGCCAGUCCAAAAGCGAAACCGAUGCUUUCCAACCCUCCACAGAUCGGAUAGAAGAGGUUACGGGAACCGUUAGUGGUGUUAAAGUAACGUUUAUCGAUACCCCUGGUCUUCACCAACCGUCACCUUCUAGCGCGAGAAAAAACCGAAAGACUCUGAUGUCUAUCAAGAGAUACGUUAAGAAGCGUCCACCUGAUGUAGUUCUCUACUUGGACCGACUUGACAUGAUCGACAUGAGAUACAGUGAUUCCCCUCUCCUGAGCCUUGUAACCGAUGUCUUGGGUGCAGCUAUAUGGUUAAACACGAUACUUGUAAUGACGCAUUCUUCAACUGCUUCUGAAGGACGUAACGGACAGUCUGUGAACUACGAGUCGUAUGUUGGCCAGCGCAUGGACGUCGUUCAGCACUAUAUACAUCAGGCCGUGUCUGAUACGAAGCUGGAGAACCCUGUGCUGUUAGUUGAGAACCAUCCAAGCUGCAGGAAGAAUCCUGCGGGUGAGUACGUUCUUCCAAACGGACAGGUGUGGAAGCCUCAGUUUAUGUUUCUGUGCGUUUGUACCAAAGUUCUCGGCGAUGUCCAGUCUCUGCUGAGGUUUCGUGACAGCAUUGGUUUAGGACAGCCGAGUAGUACACGCACAGCUUCCCUUCCUCAUCUUCUUUCGGUUUUUCUGCGGCGUCGGUUAUCAUCAGGUGGAGAUGAAGCAGAGAAGGAGAUAGACGAGCUUAUGGAUUCGGAGUUGGAGGAGGAGGAGGAUGAGUAUGACCAGCUGCCUGCGAUCCGGAUCCUUGGGAAGUCACGGUUUGAGAAGCUGUCAAAGUCUCAGAAGAAAGAGUAUCUCGAUGAGCUUGAUUACAGGGAAACUCUUUAUCUGAAGAAACAGUUGAAGGAAGAAUGUAGAAGGCGGCGGGAUGAAAAGCUUAAGGAAGAGGAGGAUCUCACCGAACAGAGUGAUCAAGCAGCUGUUCCGUUGCCGGACAUGGCUGGUCCAGACAGUUUUGACUUUGAUUUUCCUGCACACCGAUACCGAUGCAUUGCUACUAGUGACCAGUGGCUUGUGAGACCUGUCUAUGAUCCUCAGGGUUGGGAUCACGAUGUGGGCUUUGAUGGAAUAAACAUUGAGACAGCUGUGAAAAUAAAAAAGAAUCUAUUUGCUUCAGGUAACGGACAGGUGAGCAGAGAUAAGCAACGGUUCACCAUCCACUCCGAGACUAACGCAGCUUAUACUACUACCACGGACUCUAGAAUACAGACAUUCUCUGUAGCUGCCGACGUCCAAUCAUCAGGAGAUGAUCUUGUCUACUCGUUUCAAGGCGGCACGAAGGUUAAAACAUUUAAGCACAACACAACUGAUUUUGGACUUGGUUUGACGUCUUUUGGCGGGAAGUACUACUUAGCCGGAAAGGUUGAGGAUUCCUUGCUGGUCGGGAAGAGGGUGAAGUUAACAGUGAACGCAGGUCAGAUGAAGGGUUCAGGGGAAACAGCACAUGGUGGGAGCUUUGAAGCUUGUAUCAGAGGGAGAGAUUACCCGGUGAGAAACGAGCAGAUCGGUGUGACAGUGACGGCUCUGUCUUUCAAUAGAGAGCUAGUGUUGAACUGGGGGUUACAGACUCAGGUUAGACCAACUCGGGACACAAACUUGGACGUCAACGUAAACAUGAACAAUAGGAAAAUGGGGAAGAUAAACGUGAAACUCAACAGCUCUGAACACUGGGAGAUCGCGUUGAUCUCAGCGUUUACGCUUUUCAAGGCUUUAAUGCGGCGGAAGAAAGCUGUGAGUGAAAUAACAAACGACGAUGAAGAAGAGUUGUGAGUUUUUUUCAAUGUUCUCCUUGUUUCUCUUUAGGUAAAAAAAUGAUAUUUUGGACAUAUGAAUAGAUAAACCAAUGUGUACAAGAGAUGUAAGUGACGGUUUUGAAGACAGAACAGGAAUAUCACCACAUGCACAUCUGCUUA